Molecule: messenger RNA, 498 nt
Organism: Salvelinus namaycush (lake trout)
Lineage: Eukaryota; Metazoa; Chordata; Actinopteri; Salmoniformes; Salmonidae
Product: regenerating islet-derived protein 3-gamma-like
Exons: 3
Coding region: 1-405 (134 amino acids)
Source: RefSeq, a predicted model, not a curated record
AUGGAGCUACAUUCUGUACCUAUCUAUUACCUGCACUACUUCAACAAGUCCAAGAGCUGGAUCAAUGCACUGGAAAUCUGUAAAAGUCGUGGCUCCAACCUGGUUCACAUCACCAACCAGACCGUGCAGGCUGACGUGACCCAGCUCCUGGCCAAUGUGGAGCUGCCAUGUGGGGGGGUGUGGAUUGGUCUGGAGCGGUCCAUCUUUGAGUGGAGCGCCCCCUGGCUGUGGACCAGUGGGGAUGUUGAUAAGGUGGUGAAGUACAGAGAGUGGCACAGCUGCUUCCCCCUCAACCCCAUCAAUUACCACUGUGGUAAGAUGGUCCGGGUUGGUAACGGAGAACUGAAGUGGCUGGAUGCUUCUUGUCAUCAGGAAUUACCCUUCAUCUGUCAAGAUCUCCACUAGAGGGCUCUCCAUGUCAUUAUGGACAGUCUGCAGACAGACACCACACUGAUCUGCCAGAGAGACUACCACCCACCUGAUCUGGAAGGAACCUGC